This is a messenger RNA of Culicoides brevitarsis, 3571 nucleotides long. RefSeq names its product protein rotatin homolog. The record is from RefSeq and is a predicted model, not a curated record. The transcript has 4 exons. NCBI's taxonomy places the organism in Eukaryota, Metazoa, Arthropoda, Insecta, Diptera, Ceratopogonidae. Gene Ontology annotation, biological process: centriole replication; centriole-centriole cohesion; ciliary basal body organization. The coding region runs from base 1 to 3570 and encodes 1189 amino acids. Gene Ontology annotation, cellular component: centriole; centrosome; ciliary basal body.
AUGAAGCUCGACGACAACCGCGAUUUCCCCGACAGCGCCAUCCCCGCUCUCCAAAUCAUCUGUAAACUUUGCAUCCACAGUCCCGAACGUCGUCGCGACUUUUCCCAAGAUAUUGACUUCAACAUGCUCCUCAUGCGCGCCAUGUUCAUGCACUAUCACGACAAAGAUUUCCGUUCCGAUGCCGCAACUUUGAUAUUUUUGAUGGCAUUUUGCGAUUUCAUCGUUGGCGAAGACGAAUUAAGUGUCCCGAAAGCCUUGAGUGAACUUUUCAUCCCCUUCCAAUGCGAAUAUCACGACGUCACAAGUCCCUACGACAAAACAAGCGACCUUGAAAUGAUGUUUUUGGCAGAAAUGGACGACGAUGAGCAACCUUAUGACGACAUUUUGUUCGUAAUUGAUGAAAAAACGUCCCCGAAACGCACGAAAAAGACAACUUUCGCUCCGAUCGGAAGCUCUGACGAGCCAUGGCAGUACCUGAGAAUGACAUUUACCUCACUCUGGUUCGGCGGAAGUGAAUUUGUGCUGCAAAACGUGAACGAAUCUGAAGGAUUUCGCGGCGUUGUCAACUACAAACGUUUCCCAAAGGGACUUUCUGGUUCAGAAAUUUUAGAUUUUGACCCGAAAUUGGAAGUUUUGGAAGCUGACAUCAAUUUAAUGAAGAUAACUUCGUUGCCGGAGAUGAUAAAACAUCAAAUUUCGUUAAUCGAUCAGGCGGCGUCGCAUGAAAAAGCAUCAAAAAACGUCGCUUGUCUUAAAUCUGUCAUAUUUUUGCCGCAUUAUGAGGAACAUUUGCCCAAAGAUUUGAUGAAAGUGCUCAAAAGGUUCGUCGUUGUGCAGCCAAAAACGGAUGAUGAUGAACAUUUGUUCAAAUUAGUGCUCGAUUUGUUGUCACAUUUGAUCAAAAUCGGUUACGACACGAUCCUGAAGUGGGCUUUGACGACUUUGAACGAUCAUAACUCGACUUUUAUCCGACUUUUGCACGACAAAAGGCAAUCUUUGGGAUUAUUUCACGCAAAUAUCGCAUUUGUCGAGACCUGCAUUCGAUUUUUUUGCCUCACAGGCGAUGCGGAAAUUCAAAAAUUGCUUCAAACUGACUCGCAAGGCGGUUUGGUCUUGCAUAUUUUCGAAAUAAUGUCCGAAGAAUUGAUAAAAUGCGACAAAAAUCGGGUCCAAGCGCAACUUUCCCUGAUGAAAACCAUCUCAGAGUUCGCCGAAUUGGAAACUGACGAAACUUUCUUGAACAAAGUCAUCGGGCAACUCUUCUACUGCCUCAAAUCUUUGAAUUCUUUGACAUUUUCGGGCUCGUACAUCGCCAAAAAUUGCCUUUUCACGAUCGGAAACGUCAUGAAGCUCAUCCAACAGCCAAAUUUGGACCCGAAUCUCAUCAAACUCCUUCAAGCGUAUUGCGGGCACAAAGAUUUUGUCGUUCGAGCCGCUGCUUGGAGCAUUUUCGCCGAAAUUUGUACAUCCCAGAGCGGCGCCAAACAAGUUAUUUACGAAUUAGCUGAUCAUUUGCCCGGCGGAUUGCAUGCUUGCAUCAUCCAAACGUUGCUCGAUGUCGAGGAAGUCAGCUUAGUUAAAGGAACAGCAGCAACUCUCUUCGUAAAUCUUCUUUCCUUCAAAAAUGAACGAGGAUUGGUACAAGAUGUUUGGCCCAGAUGCACGAAAAAACCAAUUGACCCCAAAAAAUUCGACGGAUUUGAACUUUUGGUGCAACUUUUGAAUAAACAGCGAUUUUUGGAGCUCGUUCGGGAGCAACUCGAUCGAUUCGCGCCCAAUAUUUACAUAAAUCCCGAAGAAAAAAUGGAAAUUUUGACGUUUCCGGACACAGUUAUUCAUUUGGCGAACAUUUUAAUCGCUGUGAGUGAUGUGAGACCAAUUUGUGCCUUGACGGAGGGAGAAAAGUUGACGUUGGAAGCCUUUUUGAGAUGCACUUAUCCGAUUGUGCCGCGAAAUAUUGGGUCGACGACGUUGGCGAUGGUUACAAGUGUUUGUAAUUUGCUCGCGAGAUAUUUGACGCACGAUAAAAAAUUGUUGGAUAUUUUUGUGCAUAAUUCGUGGUUUGUUGGCAGUAUGUUACGAUUGUUGGAUUUGGCUUUUUAUGAUCAAGAAGAAAUUUGUGCGAGAACUUGUACGAAUAUUUUGCAUUUGAUGCAAAUUUUGGCCCAAUAUCCAGUUGGUUAUGAAUUAAUUUGUGUGUCUUUGGAGCAAAUGAAGCCGGAAAUUAUCAUGCAUUUUAUCAAUUAUAACAUGACAGGAGUUGAAAAGCCAACUCUUCUAAUUGACGUCAUGAACUGCCUUACGGUUCUCACAACGAAACACGUGAACAACUCCUCAUCAUUCAGUUCACUUUUGGACACAACUUCCAUCGAAGAUCCUCUCUCACAACCUUCAAACGAUGGAAAUCCCGUCAUCGGCUUAGCUUCCGAAGUCCUCACAAAACGCUUAAUUUACAUCUUUGACGUCGUUUGCGAGCAAGACAAACCCAAAAGUGGCGUUUUUCACAUGUCCGAACUCAAAAUCGCGACUUACAAUUGUCUCCAAGCUCUUUUGCGGUACACGGAAAAUGCAGGAACGAUCGCCGUUGAUUGCUUACUUUUCGAAAAAAUCCUAAAUCGCUUGAACACGAUCGCUCUUGACGUUGGCAUGACGAUGCGAGAUUUCAUUCACAAGUACGGCGAUCGCAAAAAGAAGCCAAUUUUGCAGGAAUUGGGACUCAUAGCUGGUUUAUUGAGUAAUUGGUAUUGUCGCGUCUCGAUGUUGGAUGACAUGCAAGCGGAGCAGUUGCUAAAGUCGUUGAUGAAUGUGUGGGAAUGGACUGCGGAUGGCGAGUUGUUGUUGAAAAUGAUGACAGCGUUGAUGGUUUUGAGCGAAAAAUCGUUCGUUGUGUGUCGAGGACUUGCGGUUUAUCAGAGUUUUAAUCAUCCGGCGUUCGUGAAACGAGUUGCGGAUAUUGCGAAGAAUGAAACGAGGAAAGUUAAGGGAGCUUCGAAUUUGCUUGGAGUGCUGAGAGUUGCGAUUCGGGUGUUGAUUAAUUGCUGUAGUUGCGUCGAGGGUCGAAUUCAACUUCAUAAAAUCAACGUUCUCGAAAUUUUCGAACAUUUCCAACCGCCACUCAUGAAAAAGAACAAAACCAUGCGACAAAUGGCUCCUCUUUGGCUCGAAUUCUACGAAAUUUUCUCCCGUUACUUGGAAGGAUCAACUGCGCGUCAUCUUUACCUUCUUUGCACUUUUGCACGCAAACAAGAUGCCAACGUACGCAUUCCAGCAAUGAAAAUUCUCCGAAAUAUGGCUUUCAAUUUGGGAAAUCGUUCGAAUUUACUCACGUCAAAAGAUUAUCAAUUCCUCGUGAGAGAAAAACUCGACUCGGGUGACAUCGAGGAACGAAUUAUGAUUAUUUCGUCUCUUUGGAAACUCGUCGCGAAUCAAUGGAAACACAAAAAUGAACUGAAAAACAGUGCAGUUUACAUUAAACUUAACAAUUUAUCCAAAACUCUUGCCGAUAAAUUUGAAACUGAAAGUGAUUUGUACAAAAUUCUUACUUGUUUAUUGGAUAUUCUUAGUUCGUAAA